AUGCGUUUCUCCGUUAUCGCCGUUUCCAUGUUCGCUGGUGCCGCUAUGGCUGCCACUUCCACUGACUACGCAAGUUACACAACCCAUAUCAAGAGAGAUUUAGCACGCAGCACCCAAGUUUCGACCACCGUCUACCCAAAGACCUCCUCUACCGAAUCCGUCAUCGGUUCCUCUGUUACACCAGCUAGCAAGCCAUCCAACAGCGCACCAGGAGCUUCCUCCCCAGCUUCAAGCAACCCAGUUAGCAGCGCACCAGCAGCUUCUUCCCCAGCGACCAGCGCUCCAGCUUCUAGCAAGCCAGCUACUAGCGUUUUGGUCCCAGUCGCUUCUUCCCCAGCUUCAGGCCACCCAGUUAGCAGCGCACCAGCAGCUUCUUCCCCAGCGGGCAGCGCACCAGCUUCAUCCAACCCAGCACCACCAGCUGCCAACUCUACCAAGCCAGCCAACACUUUCACCCCCAUCUACGCCACCUCAGCCACCUCUGCUCUCGGUGUUGCUACCACCCCAGCAGGUUCCGUCUCCGUGAUUGCCAUCACCACCUGUAUCCCAACCGUCAUCUACUCCACCAUCUCCCUCACCGGAGUCGAGACCUCCGCCCCAGGUGUCCCAGCUGGCUCCGCCAAGCCAUCUUCCACUGGAUACAUCUCCACCCCAGCCAACGGUUCCACCCCAUCUGCUACCGCUACCCCAGCCGCAUUCACCGGUGCCGCCACCAAUGUUCAAGUUGGAGGUGCUGCCAUUGCCGCUCUCUUCGGUCUUGCUGCUUUCUUCUUGUAA
This is a messenger RNA of Sclerotinia borealis F-4128, 777 nucleotides long. Lineage: Eukaryota; Fungi; Ascomycota; Leotiomycetes; Helotiales; Sclerotiniaceae. The record is from the annotation of a GenBank genome assembly.